CGGACACAGAGAUUGAUACAGAACAGAACUGACUUGAUCCUCCGACCAUAAACUUGUCUCUGUUUCCUCAUUCGAUCUUUGAGACCCAGAAGCUUAGAAAGCCGAAAGAAAGAACACUACGAAAUCAAUCCCGAGGUAAUUGUUGUCGGAGCCAGGAGGAGGAAGGAGGAAGGAUGGGAGAGGUCUUGACAUGGAUUAUUUCUUUUUUUAUCCUUAUCACUCUUGUCGGACUCAUCGUCUAUCAGCUUAUUAGCUUAGCUGAUCUCGAGUUUGAUUAUAUCAACCCUUACGACUCUGCAUCAAGAAUAAACUUUGUGGUAUUACCAGAAUCCAUCCUUCAAGGAUUUUUAUGCGUAUUCUACCUCUUUACGGGUCAUUGGUUCAUGUCACUCCUUUGUGUUCCUUACCUCUACUACAACUUCCAUCUUUACUCGAGGAAACAGCAUUUGAUAGACGUCACAGAGAUCUUCAACUUGCUCGAUUGGGAAAAGAAGAAACGACUCUUCAAGCUCGCUUACAUAAUCCUCACUCUCUUUCUCACCAUCUUCUGGUUGAUCUAUUCAACACUUGACGAUUACGAGGACUGAAACCGUGCUUAAAGAAACAUCGCUGUGACAGUUGACAAAACGGUUCACUUUGAUCAAACCCCCUCUCUCUUGCUACUUGACACUGAGCUUGAAGAUACAGCGGUGUGACAUGAGAAGGAAGGUUUUGUAUGUUAGUAACUGGUUUUUGGGGCAUUAGAGAUUUCUCUGUAAACCAGAUUUAUUAGUCCAGUCAUUAGAUUGUUGGAUCUUGUGGUGUACUAUCUCGGAACCCGCUAAUUCAUUCAGAAGGUUUUACUUUUA
Molecule: messenger RNA, 848 nt
Organism: Capsella rubella
Lineage: Eukaryota; Viridiplantae; Streptophyta; Magnoliopsida; Brassicales; Brassicaceae
Product: protein cornichon homolog 3
Exons: 4
Coding region: 174-587 (137 amino acids)
Biological process (GO): vesicle-mediated transport
Source: RefSeq, a predicted model, not a curated record